Molecule: messenger RNA, 1302 nt
Organism: Eremothecium cymbalariae DBVPG#7215
Lineage: Eukaryota; Fungi; Ascomycota; Saccharomycetes; Saccharomycetales; Saccharomycetaceae
Gene: GPI18
Product: GPI-anchor transamidase GPI18
Exons: 1
Coding region: 1-1302 (433 amino acids)
Biological process (GO): GPI anchor biosynthetic process
Cellular component (GO): mannosyltransferase complex; endoplasmic reticulum membrane
Molecular function (GO): alpha-1,6-mannosyltransferase activity; GPI mannosyltransferase activity
Source: RefSeq, a predicted model, not a curated record
AUGAGGAUGCCACAACGAUUUAAACGAUUGACAGUCACGUUUUUCGCUGUUAAAUGUAUGCAAUAUUUGAUAGUCUUCUUUUCACCUUCACAGUUUGAUACUUCAACGGCAUUAUUUUUAUCUGAGUAUCAAUUGUAUAGCGAUCUAAAGUGGUAUCAUAAGUUAUUAUCGUGGGAUUCUGUGUUUUUUGUUAAGAAUGCAAUUCAGUUUAUAGAUAAUGGUAAUAAAGGUUUAUCAUUCUGGUGGGGUCGUGCAGUACCACAGUAUGAACACGAAUGGGUUUUUUCACCUUUUAGUUGGUCUAGUUUGCUUGGGUAUGUUGGAAGUAAAGAGGUGAUCGGGUUUGAUUUAGUUGAUAAUAUUGUGUUGAAGGGAUCAUUAUUGAAUUUUUUUAUUCACUAUGUAUCAGUUUGGAUACUAUAUGCUCUUACUUUACAGACUUUCCCGAAAAAUAGCGAAUUGGCAUAUAAGACUGCAUUGCUGUUUAUUCUAAGUAGUGCCGGUGGGUUUCUGCUUGCUCCAUAUUCUGAACCGUUGUCAUUUAUCCUGGCAUUUUUAGGGAUGUUGAUGAGGGGUUACGCUUUGUGUUACAACGUUUAUGGACAUAUUUCUUUCAAAUAUUAUGGUUGGAUCCCAUAUAUGCUCUCUGCUGUUGCAUUUUCGCUAGCCACUGCAAGUAGAUCCAAUUGCAUUAUAUUGGGUGUUUACUAUGUUUAUGAUUUAUUCAAAUUAUUGAAACAGCGGGAUUUUAUUCGUGCAUUUUGGUUUCCCUUUAUUGCUGGUUUCAUGAUGUUGAUGUUGUAUUGCUAUAUCCAUUAUUAUCUGCCUUAUUAUUUUCUAUGUCCAUAUCAACAAGAAUGGUGUUCAUUAAGUCUUCCAAUUUUCUCAAUUCCCUAUACAUCAUUUUACUCUUUUUUACAAGGCAAGUAUUGGAACAUAGGAUUUCUAAACUAUUGGUCAUUAAACAAUGUUCCAAACUUUGUAUUGUCUCUGCCUAAUAUUGUUCUAAUUUGGUAUUCUACGAUAUAUUUCUCAUACCAAUAUCCACUGGAAAGCUUGAGGCCAUUGGUUUACAUUACACGAUUAUUGUUAAUCAUUUUGACUUUUUUCGCGCAUGUACAAAUCAUUAAUAGAGUUUUUACAUUUAUCCCAUUGCACUUAUGGUACCUUUCUGAUAGGUUAAUUAAAACUACUGGGUAUGCUAAAGGUGAUGACAAGCUAGUGUAUUUAUAUAUACAUUGGUUAUUCUUUUGGAUCCCGUUGCAAACUGUACUGUUUGCCGCCUUUCUUCCGCCGGCAUAA